Meloidogyne enterolobii is the source of this 1430-nucleotide messenger RNA. NCBI's taxonomy places the organism in Eukaryota, Metazoa, Nematoda, Chromadorea, Rhabditida, Meloidogynidae. The record is from the annotation of a GenBank genome assembly.
UAUUCAGCUGAAUUUAUAAAAAAUUUUUUUGGGCAUUCUUUAACCAAAUUUCAUCAAGAAUUCAUUAAAAAUAAUUUUUCUAGAGUCCUACCCAUUCUCCUAUGCAAACAGCCACAGUUUCUGCCUGGACCCCAUGCUCAAGUCGUUCACUUUCUCCUUGUGCCUCACCUGCAGCCUCUUUGAGAGGUUCUUGGUCUUAUGAUAUUGUAUUUCUGCCUUCACACCUUGAACGGCACAUAAAAAUCCUUAAAAGUUCGUUGCCCUUGGGCGUUGUAUUGGACGCUGAUGCUGAUAAGGCAAUUAAUGGUUGUGUUGCAAAAAAUAUUUGUAGUAAAAAGGCUUUGGCAAAAGAUGGAAGAAUACAGCCUGGCGAUUUUAUUGUUAAAAUAAAUGGUGAAAAUUUGAGGAAUGUUACUAAUGCACAGGCUAGGGCUAUUUUGAAAAGGGCUAAUUUGAUUGGAGCUCAGUGCAAUAUUUCAUACAUAACUGCAUCUGAUGCUAGAUUGUGGAAAGAUCGUUUCCAUAGAUUAGACAGUGUUUCAAUGUUUCCUACAGAUGAUAGUAUCCAACAAAUACGUUCAGUACAACAGAAUGUUUUUGAAAGUUCCAGGCUAUCGCCAAAAGUUUAUCCAAAAUUCUACAAAAGUCCACUAUUCAAUGAAGAUGAACAACAACAACAAAUAUUAGCAACAACAACAAAUGCCUUAGAUUACAGCAUUCCAAAUAGUGAAUUACACUCUCCUAAUAAUGAUGAACAACGAUAUUUACUUCCAUCAACUUCACAAAUAUUUGAAGGGGAGGAAAAAUCGAGAAAAGAGGAAUUGACCCAAAUGAGUCAAUUAAAUUUUGAAAGAUUUGUUGAUAAUCUUCAAAAGGCAAUAAUAGCUGAUGCAAUUUUUGAUCUUUACAUUCUUUGGAGUCGAGAUAAACAAAGUAUUUUACAUUCCAAUAUUGCGGCAACAGCACCUUCACUUCCAUCCCCAUCAACAUCAACUAUUUCUUCGCCAAAACCAAUAAAAUCACCUCCUCGUGCUUUAAGAGCUGCUUCAAUUGCCGUUACUCAACCACCGCCUAAACCCCAAAAAGGAAUACUUAGAAGAGCGGCAUCUUCGUUUAGAAAGAAGCGUUCCAAACCCCCAGAAGAACAACAACAAAAUUUGGAAUAUAUGACAACAACACCAGCAACAACGUCAAAUAUAGAGAUGAAUAGAAGUAGCAGUAGAUCUAGAUCGGAUACUCUGGAUAAUAUUCCAACAACUUCAAAUAGCCUUCCAACAAGUCCACGAUUAGAUGAGUCUAAUAAUAGAGAAUCUGCAAGUAGAGAACCUAGUAGAGAACCUAUUAAUUUUUGGAGUGAGCCGAGAAGUGUUGUUUUACAGAGGCAUCCAAAUGAAACGUUUGGUAAUAAUUUAUGCUUUAAAAAUACCUAA